Messenger RNA from Punica granatum (pomegranate), 854 nucleotides. The record is from RefSeq and is a predicted model, not a curated record. NCBI's taxonomy places the organism in Eukaryota, Viridiplantae, Streptophyta, Magnoliopsida, Myrtales, Lythraceae.
AUAUAUAUUCUUAUAUCAGCUCCUCACUCAAACUCUUCAACCUCGACUCUCCUAUCCCCAUCUAUCCUUCCUUUCAGAAACUUCUCUCUCCCUUUCCUCUUUCUUGCAUCUCUCCCUUUUCUCUUCUUCAAGUUAUUGGGAGGAGAGGGGGAAGAAAGAGAAGAAGAGAGAACAUCAUCAUCAUCAUCAGAGGACAUGGGAGACUGCAACAGAGGAGCUGGUGAUUCAUACUUUGUUUCCCAGGAGCAACUCGAGGACAAUUCUCUAGAGAAGAAAUAUGGCGGACUUCAGCCCAAGAAGAAGCCUCUUAUUACAAAGGACCACGCUCGUGCCUUCUUUGACUCAGCUGACUGGGCAUUAUGCAAGCAAGGUGCAGGGCUUAAUCAAGAAACAGUGGCUCUAGAGACUCUUCGUCCCAAAUUGGAGAGAACGCCACACCAACGACUCCCUCCUCGUAGACCAGCCUGUACUUCAGGCCGGGAUCGCCUCAUAAGCCAUGUCGAUCGGGCAGAGUAGAUCGUGAUCAACUGAAUGUCCAAGGCAUGUAAAGAAGUACUGAAAACAAAUCGAUUGAGUCGAACAUGCCCAAAAGUGAAUUCCAGUACAGCUACUACUAGUCGAUGAACUCAAAACAUGCAUCUUCGUUUCGAAUGCUGCAAAUAAGAGUUGUAAUUACAGGGUUUGACAUGUUAAUCAAUAAUUAGUCCUCCAUUAAAUGUUUUAAGCGUCGUUGGAGGGUUUCCUUUAGAGUAAGUUGCCAUAUUUCACGUAAUUAUUUUUUUCGGUGUGAACCAUGGUAUUCGGAACUUCAAUUGGGCCCCGACUAAUUCAAUCGAGCCGGAUCGGUCCACUAA